Molecule: messenger RNA, 731 nt
Organism: Xylona heveae TC161
Lineage: Eukaryota; Fungi; Ascomycota; Xylonomycetes; Xylonales; Xylonaceae
Exons: 2
Source: RefSeq, a predicted model, not a curated record
GGAACCCCCAGAAACCUACUUUCGAUUCAGUGUCGAUAAUAAGCUGGGGAAAAUGAAACUUGACGAAUGGAACAAUGUCCGACGUGAUGGAAAAAAAGAUACAUUGCUGUUUAUUCGACAAGUUGCCGCUGAGUACAUCAACGAGGAUAAUGUGCAAAGGAUGCUCAACGCAAGUUCACAACGACUGGUUUCUUUGAGAAGGAGAAGGAGCACCACGGUUCGCUGGGCGCAAUACGCUUCAGUGGUUUCAUUCCACUGCCCUGUCCCAACAUGCACCACCAUUUAUGGCAACCGUGAUGAUCUUAGACACCAUCUUGAAAGAAGUCAUGCAGACUGGCUCACGACGCACGAUCUCGAUGAAGAAAGUCUAACAAGGCUGCUUGAUAGCCGACAGAGAUAUAUUGGCUGAAUGUCUGCAUUGAAAGCAGCUCAGCGUAUUGCUUGAUCCCCAAACAUGAUGCAGCUGGCGUAAACACUACCCGGCUCCUUUUUGCUCGGAUGAUCGAAGCUUUUACCCUUUGUUCGUGGACUAACAAGCAGCACCAUUGGUGUGUUUCCGUGCCAGUAUUUCGAAGUCUAUUAGCAUUACCUCUUCGUAUGAGUUAGCCUCUUUGGAUAGCGAAGAUCUAGAGGAUCACUGGAAAAAUUGAUGCAAGAAUGUUGGAAUGGGGUCCGAAAAAUGGAUUUGAGAUGAUAUAAUGUACAUAUAAAGAGCCCAGUUCUUAUGCUUC